AUGACCUCGACGCUGGAUGACCCUCUGCAGUCACCGCAGGACUCCGACUCGGAACAGUCCAUUGCUGUGCCUAAGAGACGGCAUGGCAAGUCCCCACUGGCUUCGGUAGCCAACCUACCAUAUCGCCGGUCGAAUGCUUCUUUGUCGACGCUCUUCGCCUCGACCACCUCGUUACCAUCCAGCCAAAACAAUACUGCUUCGCCAAGCGAGUCCCAAGUUGGAACCCCCACUGCCGGCACAGUCAACGGCUCUGUCUUCUCCCCCGCAGGAUCAACCUUGCGCUCGCCAUCCCCAGCUGCGCACCCGGCACAACUGGGAGCAAAUACCGAGACUCGCGACCUGAUCCUGCGAGCAUACUCACCACAUGUAUCGUUGCUGGCCUCGCAAGAUACGGAAGAGCUCAUCAGGCACAAGGGUAUCAAUGGUGGACUACUGGAGAUACUCAGGCCCUUCGGUGAGCGAGUACAGGGCAAGGUCACAAUCCGUGACAGUAGUGGGGUCAGUCGGUCUUGGGAAGACUAUGGCAUACGAUUUACUGGCGUGAAGGACGGUCUGGAAAGUCCUAGGGCGGCGGAUAGGCAGAGUAUAGACUCGGUUGGUAGCGGAAAGCGAAAUGGUCAGAGGUCAUCCAUGCUGGAAUACAAGCCUGCCAGGCUACGGUCAGGUGGGGAUGUACCACAAAUCGAGGAUUUGGUCGAACGUCACCUCACAUUCGCGGAAGAACAAUCUGGACCAAUCGAGGCAGACUAUCUCAACCACAAAGACACAGAAUCGAGAGAGUCGAAUGCACCAUCUCCUUUUUACCUACUGUAUCUUCGACGCCUGCUCUCUGGCCUUCCCAUGGUACCAUCAGAAACGCUUUCACAUCCAGUGGCAACAGUAAUAGCCAUAUCGUCUCGAUCAGCAAAUCCCAUCGAAGAGCUCCGGAACCUCUUUCAUUCUUCCAACCAAGGCGAGCAUCGAUUGCCACAGUGGGUGCAUAAUGAAUUCUUACGAUAUUAUGUUCUUGUACACGACGAAGACUACGACGAUAUCACGACCUCCAUGAAUUUAUUCGACCAGAUGAAACGGCAUUUUGGCCUGCAUUGCCAUUUGUUGCGGUUACGAAGUACACAAUGUGUACCCUCUGACGACGGCGCGAUCAAGCUCCCACACUGCGAAUGGACAUCUGCAGCUGAAGAACUGGCAGAGAUCGUUCGCCGUGAGACGAGUGAAGAUGAUGAGGACUCAACACCAUGCAUCUUCGAUUCAGACGCAAACGCCAUCCGAGCAUUCGUACGAGAAAUGGUCACGCAAUCUAUCGUGCCAUCAAUGGAACGGGCAUCAGCAACAUGGAACGAUCAGGUAGCCUCUCGCCGACGAGGCUUGAGCGGCCGCUUCAUGUCCCUCUCCAAACGCUUCACCACCUUCGGAGGACGCAAUACUUCUGUGCCGGCCUUAGCUGGUGGCGGUAGCAACUACGACAGCCUACAAGGCUUCUACCGACCAGAUGCUCCAGAAGCUAUCAUGCGAAAACUGGCCGAUUACGGUAUGAUGCUGCGCGACUAUAAGCUAGCGCACAGCACAUACGAGAUCUUAUGCCAAGAUUUCAAGAACGAUAAGGCGUGGAGGUAUUAUGCUGGUGCCAAUGAGAUGGCUGCGUAUCUGGAGACGGCAUACUACUCGUAUCUCAGCCGUGUAGGAGCACCGUACAACGCUCUACGCACGCUUGUGUUGGGUGCGGAACUGCUGAAGAUGCGGAUUGGCAGUGCGUUGGACGAUGCGGCACGCUGGUCUAGUCGUCUCCUCGAGGAUCGAGUGGUGGGUCCGGUCGGCCAUGUGCUUCUCAUGGAACGCAUCGCCGCCUGCUUCACCGAACGCAAAGGCAUCGCGACAGGCCUCACAGAAGGCGAGCGGAAACGGAAAGCUGGUUUCUGGAAUAUGCUCGCUACCGAGGCAUGGCUGCGUACCGAGAAGACGUCUCAAGCGGAGCGGUGCCUGCGUGAAGCGGAGCAACUGUACCGACUCGAAGAACAGGGCGUCGAGUUUGAUGGCAUGCACCGAUCUCUGCGAGCUCUCCAGGAAGCGGUGAAAGCCAAUCGCAACGGACCACAGCAUUUCGAUGGCGCGGAUCUGCUAGGCGACGAUCUCGAACUCCAAACCCAGACCGUAGAAACUCUUCAAGAUCCACUACAGCAGGAUUUCGGUGGUCCCAGGUCUCCGCUACGGGCCGCUUUUGGUCACGGGCAUAGGAAGAGCUUGAGUGCUGCCAUUGCUCCCAUGCAGCCUCCACCGAUACAAACGGAAUUCGGCGAUCCGCUUGGGGUGGUGCCGAGUGCUUAUCAAGGCGGUCUGGAUCUGAACUCUGCAGUCAGUCAGCAUGGCGUCGAUGUACCUGCUGCGAGCCCGAUCGUGGAGAGGAAGACUCCCAGGGAGGAUGGGUUCGAAUAA
Recurvomyces mirabilis is the source of this 2430-nucleotide messenger RNA. RefSeq lists its product as uncharacterized. NCBI's taxonomy places the organism in Eukaryota, Fungi, Ascomycota, Dothideomycetes, Mycosphaerellales, Teratosphaeriaceae. Bases 1 to 2430 code for a protein of 809 amino acids. Gene Ontology annotation, cellular component: TRAPPIII protein complex. The record is from RefSeq and is a predicted model, not a curated record. The transcript is spliced from 2 exons.